Messenger RNA from Fusarium keratoplasticum, 1509 nucleotides. RefSeq names its product MFS domain-containing protein. Gene Ontology annotation, biological process: transmembrane transport; carboxylic acid transport. Bases 1 to 1509 code for a protein of 502 amino acids. NCBI's taxonomy places the organism in Eukaryota, Fungi, Ascomycota, Sordariomycetes, Hypocreales, Nectriaceae. The record is from RefSeq and is a predicted model, not a curated record. Gene Ontology annotation, molecular function: carboxylic acid transmembrane transporter activity. Gene Ontology annotation, cellular component: plasma membrane. The transcript is spliced from 5 exons.
AUGUCGUCGAUUGACAACAAAAAGUCCCCUGGGGACAUCAACACCAUCACUGUCGUCCGUGGCGCGGAGGCUGAGAUGACCACCGUCAAAAGCCACGAUGUCGGUCACACGACCGAAUCCACCUUUAGCAGAGUCUCAGUCUGGCUCAUGCUCAUCUUCAUGUCCAUCGCUACAGCCUCAGAUGGCUAUAACGCCGCUGUGAUUGGCAACAUCUCUCUACUCUUUGACGUCCUGUACCCGGGUGCCUUGACCUCAACCAUGUACUCUCGCCUAUCAAACGCUUUCCUGAUUGGCAUGAUCCUCGGCAUGGUCGCCUUUGGCUACAUCGCCGACCAGUUUGGCCGCAAGACUGGGGCUGUCAUGACAACUAUUAUCCUGACCGUCGGUGUGAUAAUCAGUGCAGCCGCAAGCGGCAAAACGGAGACGGGCAUGCUGUGGAUGCUGGUCGUCGGACGAGGCAUCGCCGGAGUUGGUGCCGGCGGCGAGUACCCAGUCACAGGCGCUGGUGCCAUGGAGGCCACAGAUGAAUCAAGUGGAUUCCGCAAGCGUCGAGGCUUCGUCUUCGCCAUUAUGAGCGAGGUCGCAGCCUCGCUGGGCUAUUGCUUCGGAGCCCUCGUGCCCCUUAUCCUCCUCCUGUGCGUCAAUCAGCGCGAGAACCGAUACGAACUUGUCUGGCGGUUGGCCUUUGGCCUUGGCAUGGUCCCUCCCCUGGUUAUCUUCUGGUUCCGUCUCAGGAUUGCCGUGUCAACCGCCUUCCGCAAGUCCGCCCUUCGGAAGCAGAAGCAGCCAUACUUGCUUAUGGUCAAGAAGUAUUGGCGUCGACUCCUCGCCGCCGGAUGGACUUGGUUCAUCUACAACUGGAUCUCCAUUCCAUUCGGUGUCUUCAGCUCAACUGUCGUGUCCAGAGCGAAUGCGUCCGAGUCCAUGAUCAAGACCCUCGGCUGGGGUGUCAUAAUCAAUAGCUUCUAUCUCCCUGGCCCGUUCCUUGGUGGAUGGCUGGCCGACAAGAUCGGCAGGAGACAGACCAUGACUCUGGGAUUUGUUCUCCAGGCUGUGCUCGGAUUUAUUCUUGGAGGAGCCUAUGACAAGAUUCAGUCCAUCUUUCCCCUGUUCGUCGUCAUGUACGGCAUCUUCCUUACUCUAGGAGAAGUUGGCCCUGGAAGCACCAUUGCUCUCAUCUCGGCUGAGCCAUUCCCAACCUCAAUUCGUGGCCAGUGCAACGGUCUGAUCUCAGCCUUUGCUAAAGUCGGUGCCACCGCCGGCACAGAGGUCUUUGCCGCCAUUCUUACCAACUACAAACACAGAGAGGAGAGAGGAAACCAGACUGUCUUCAUGAUCGGCUCGGCGUUUGCUCUCCUUGGCGCAGUCCUCGCCUGGUUCCUGCUCGAAGACGUUAGCCUUAACCUAGAUGAUGAAGACGAGGAGUGGAAGCGCUACCUCGCCGCUCACGGUUGGGAGGGGACUUGGGGAGACAAUGAGACGCAGGACCCGCGUAGGGCGGUGCAGUAG